Paramecium tetraurelia is the source of this 366-nucleotide messenger RNA. RefSeq lists its product as uncharacterized. NCBI's taxonomy places the organism in Eukaryota, Ciliophora, Oligohymenophorea, Peniculida, Parameciidae. The record is from RefSeq and is a predicted model, not a curated record. The transcript has a single exon.
AUGGAUGCCCAAUCAUUUUAGAUGGGACUGCCAUGUUUGCGAAGAUUAUACACUUUGUCAGGAUUGUAAUCAAUAACACUCUUAACAUAAAUUGAAAAGGCUUUAGUUCCUAAAACUUGCAAGCCUCCUAAAACGGAGGAAGGUCAAUAAUUAAUUAGCCCAUAUAAGUAUUGUAGAGCAUGCUAAAUUAAUACGACUUAAGAAAAUGAUUAUUAUGAAAGUAAGUAGGAUUAUCUAUGUGUGGAUUGUUUUGAAAAGAUAAAAAUUAAUAGAGAUAUGAGUUUGUAGAAGCAGAGAUUUUAGACGCUAAUAAAUUACUUGAAGGAAACCCUGAAUGAUUAAAAGAAAAACUGCCUUCUAAUCUGA